CACACGAUAUCAUUACGUUAUACACAGGCACCUGUUUCUAAGUCUGCAAACUGGAUAUUUGGAACAAAUUAAUGGAAACUGGUCAUGUGACAUCAAUGGCUUACCCAGUGUACUAAACAAGUUUGAAACCAUGUCAAGAGAAAAACAAACUGACUGCAAAUCUGAUCCAUCUUGUCCAUCUGAAAACCCAACUGAUGAAAACUUUUUUCAUGGUUGUACACAAUCCGACAACUUAGAAGGAUGUUUGUAUAAUGAAAGGACAGCUAUCGGCCAAUCAGAUGGAUGCUUACAUGAUGAGAGGACAUGUACACAUAUUGACCAAUCCGAAGAACAUUCUCAUGAAGAAAGGUUUUCUAAUCCAUGUAAAAGGAAAAGAGUGCCAUCAACAGAAUAUUUAGAUGCCAUUGAUAAGACUCAUGGCUUCUGUAACUAUUUUGAGUCACUUCCAAAAACAGAAAAGGCAAAUAGCCACACUACUCGUGCAAAUUUCAUUGUAAAUGGCCCUGUAUCCCCUAGGGCAGAAAGAUCCAGUCCCAUUCAAGGUUCAAUAUGUGCAGAACAAUCAGCAUUGGUUCAAGGGUCAUCAAGUUCAGAAAGGUCAGCAAUGGUUCAAGGGUCAUCAAGUUCAGAAAGGUCAGCAUGGAUUCAAGGAUCAUCAAGUUCAGAAAGGUCUGUCUUGGGUUCAAGGGCCAUCAAAUUUGGAAAGGUUGCCAUGGGUUCAAGGGUCAUCUAGGACAGAAAUAUCCAUUAAAAACUCCACCAUUGAUUCUAAUAAUGAAGUCUGUGAUACCAGGACAGAGUGCGAUAUGUCACAUGAAUGUGUUUCUAGUCAAUAUUCCUCACCAGAAGAUAAUGAGACUGGGGAGGACUUACGCUCAUUUUCAUCAUUUAGUGAAUUGCAGCCCAAUACAAUUCAUUCCUCAAAUCAAAGUGCUUAUAAAGACAAAGUUGCAUCAACAGCUUCUGGCUUGGAUCAGAACAAUAUUCAGCCUACUACAGACUCUUGUUAUCAGUCAGCCUCAGAAUCAUCUUCAUCCUCAAACUCAUCAGUAAGGAAACCUUUCUCCAUAUCAGCUGCUACAGCUUCGUCAUCAUCUGGAAAAAAAUUUAACUUUAGUUCUAAUAAUAUUUCCUCAACAGAAGCAGACGUAUCUUCAUCUUCAUCACCAUCAUCAUCAUCAUCACAAAUUCAAAAUGUCAGGAUACCUAUACCGAAUCCAGUGCAGGAAUUUCAAGGCAUCAUCGUUAACACUUACAGUUGUAAAACUCCUUUGAAAAAGGAAAAUAUAAAAACAUGUAAUGAUGGCUGUGCAACAGAUUUAAAGUUCAGUAUCAAUAUUCCAUCUUAUUUAUUGAUCCAGAUUUUCCAGCAUCUGUCAAUGUACGAACUACUUCAUAAUGUUUCUAGUGUCUGUAAGUUAUGGUAUAACAUUUCUCAUGACCCUGACCUCUGGCGGGUCAUUGACCUUCAGAAUCAGCUCAAGGUCACUGAUGUAGUUAUCACCAACUUGACCUCCUAUAGUGACCGAGUGAUCUACUUGAAUAUUUCUGACAUCACCACAAUUUCUGAAGAUUGUCUUGUGAAAACCGUGACGAACUGCCAGCAUUUGAAAACUCUGAAACUCUCAAGGUGUAUAUCCGUGACAACAGACCGGUUGCUCACAGCGAUUGGGGGACAUUGUCAUAAUCUUCGUGACAUCCACAUGGAACUUUGCUUCAGGAUCACAGACAAAGGUCUUGAGGAUUUGGCUGUUGGCUGUCCAAAACUUGAGAGUGUCCAUAUCAGUCAAUGUCAGAAUGUGGGUAAUAAGGGAUUGGCCCAACUAGCAGAGCAUUGUCCACUACUGGACAGUAUUUCUGUAGACAGCUGUGCAAAGAUCCGGGACGAAGGCAUCAUCGCGUUGGCCAAUGGUUGUUCUGAGAUCCGGAUUAUCAAUCUACAUAGUUGCAGUAUAGGGGACAUGGGAGCUUAUCAGCUGAAGAAUCUGAAGUUUUUACAGACCCUGGACCUGUCAGGAUCUAAUGAGCUAAGUUUGCAGACAGUGUCUGUGAUCACACAAAACUGCACAAAACUUGAAUGUUUGAAUCUUUCACUGAAGCGAAAUGUGGAUGAUGGAUAUAUUGAGAUGGUGGCCAGACAUUGUACUCAGCUGAGAAAACUCUAUUGUGUGUCAUGUACGAUAACGGACACAGGCCUGGAAUUCCUUGGAAGAUACAGUCAGAGGUUAGAACAUCUGGAUAUUGGGUGGUGUCACGCUGUCACAGACGCUGGUGUCCAAUUUGUCUCUGAAAACUGUCCAGCUUUACGAUACAUCGGUCUCAUCCGAUGCGAUCAAGUCACAGCUGAAGGGAUUGAGGACCUCUUGGACAAAUAUCCGCGCAUCACAUAUUCUACGUUCAUCCUGGAGUCAAGAAAAAUUAUCGAAAUGGCCAGGAUGCAAGGCUUCCAGUUUCCUGCUAACAAUGAUGAUGGGAAACCAAGCGUUGUCUUUUGGGACAAUGCUUCCUAGUCAGAUUGUUAGACAUAUCUUCUACAAGGACCUUUUAGGGACAGGAAGGGGAAGUGUGAAUUUGAUGCAAAAAAUGACUUAACAUUUAAAGACAGAACAUAAAGUGAUCAAGUGAACACAGAUUUUAUUAGGUCAACAAAGACCAAGUCUCAAGUGACCUAUUGCAAUCACAUUUGUUUGUCCUCAUCUGUCAACAGUCUGUCUUCUCAAAAAUACUUUGCAAAAUUGUGAAUUAUGUGGUCCCCACUCCCAGGGGCCCUAGAGAUGGAAAAAAAAGGGUCAACUAGCCUGAAUAGAAAUUUUUAGUGUACAUGGAGGUAUAAUGGAAAAUGAAAUGAGAAAUUUGAUACAACGUGACUUAAACUUGUAGGGGUAGGAAAGUGUGG
This is a messenger RNA of Pecten maximus, 2896 nucleotides long. Its product is annotated as F-box/LRR-repeat protein 17-like. Gene Ontology annotation, biological process: SCF-dependent proteasomal ubiquitin-dependent protein catabolic process. The record is from RefSeq and is a predicted model, not a curated record. Gene Ontology annotation, molecular function: protein binding. The transcript has 7 exons. Lineage: Eukaryota; Metazoa; Mollusca; Bivalvia; Pectinida; Pectinidae. Bases 498 to 2510 code for a protein of 670 amino acids. Gene Ontology annotation, cellular component: SCF ubiquitin ligase complex.